CUUCCUCUGCUCUUCCCACCUUCCUUUGCACCAUGAAUGAUCAGCUGAGUGAAGAACAGAUUGCUAAAUUCAAAGAAGCUCUUUCCCUAUUUGACAAAGAUGGUGAUGGUACCAUCACAACCAAAGAAUUUGACACUGUUAUGAGGUCACUGGGUCAGAACUCAACAAAAGCCAAAUUUCAGAAUAUGAUCAAUGAAGUGGAUGCUGACAGUAAUGGCACCAUUUACUUCCCAGAAUUUUUUACCAUGGUGGCUGGAAAAAGGCAAGAUACAGACAGUGAAGUAGAAAUCCACCAGACAUUCCAAGUCUUUGACAAGGAUGGCAAUGGUUACAUCAGUGUGGCAGAACUAUGUCAUGCCAUGACAAACUUAGAAGAAAAACUAAUAGAUGAAGAAGUCGAUGAAUGCAUGUGUUUGUAUGUGUGCAUAUGUUUCACCAUAUCAGGGAAGUAGAUAUUGAUGGAGAUGGACAAGCCAGCUAUGAAGAGUUCGUACAGAUGAUGACUGCCAUGGGAAGACCUACUUUCAACUCCUUUUUCCCCUCUAGGGGAAUCAAAUAGAAUGUUUUACUUACCGCUUGCAAAAAAGAUAAUUUACUCAUUCUGUUUCUAUGUAGCAAAACUGAAUGUC
Messenger RNA from Phyllostomus discolor (pale spear-nosed bat), 629 nucleotides. Its product is annotated as calmodulin-alpha-like. The transcript has a single exon. The record is from RefSeq and is a predicted model, not a curated record. Gene Ontology annotation, molecular function: calcium ion binding; enzyme regulator activity. NCBI's taxonomy places the organism in Eukaryota, Metazoa, Chordata, Mammalia, Chiroptera, Phyllostomidae. Bases 33 to 452 code for a protein of 139 amino acids.